CUUCUGCCGUAGUGUGUGUGUGUGAAAAGAAGCCGAAGACAAAGCCGGCUAAAUUUGUCAAUUAGAUUCUACAAUCUGUCAAAACUGAAUUACUGCAAAAUCCCAUAAAUUUGUUCUCGCCUCUUUUUCCUUAAUUUUAUCUUGUUUUUUAACUUUAAAAUCUUGAGUCUUCUCAUCUUGUUGCGCCUCUUUUGUUAAUCUUUGCUCCCUUUUUGUGCUGUAGAAAAAGGAUCACAUAAAGAUUGGAUUUUUAUUGAAUUCGGACCACACCCAAUUCAUUUUUUGGGGGUAUUUGUGAUGGGAUUGGAUUGAUUGAAGAGAAGUUAAUCCAUUGUUGGUGUAAAUCUGGUUUGCUUGAAAACAAGGGUUGAAGGAAGAUUUGAUCUUUGUGUUUGUGUGUGUGUGUGAGAGAGAGAGAUGGGGUGUUUUCCUUGUUUUGAUUCAAGAGAUGAUGAGAAGCCCAGUCUCAAUAAAGAGAGAGAUGAUCACAAGGAAGUUCAAAUUGCUGUCCCUUCCAAUAUAUCAAAAUUAUCUUCUGGGGGGGAUAGGCUGAAGACGAGGAGCAAUGUUGGCCCGAGGAGGGAGGCAUCAGGACUGAAGGACUUGCCAGAUUCUCAGAUUGCUGCGCAAACGUUUACUUUUCGUGAACUAGCUGCUGCGACAAAUAACUUCAGGCCAGAGUGUUUCCUAGGAGAGGGAGGAUUCGGACGUGUAUACAAAGGGAGACUUCAUAACGGCCAGGUUGUUGCUGUUAAGCAGUUGGACAGAAAUGGGCUUCAGGGUAAUCGAGAAUUUCUUGUUGAGGUUCUAAUGCUCAGCCUUCUCCACAAUCCUCACUUGGUGAAUCUAUUGGGCUAUUGUGCUGAUGGGGAUCAGAGGCUUCUCGUCUAUGAAUUUAUGCCGUUGGGUUCACUAGAAGACCAUCUCCAUGAUCUUCCGCCCGACAAAGAGCCCCUUGACUGGAGCACGAGAAUGAAGAUAGCAGCCGGCGCAGCCAAAGGACUGGAGCAUCUCCACGACAAGGCGAACCCUCCUGUUAUUUAUCGAGAUUUCAAGUCGUCCAACAUAUUACUCGGCGAAGGGUUUGUUCCAAAGCUCUCCGACUUUGGACUGGCGAAGCUCGGCCCCACAGGAGACAAGUCGCACGUAUCCACCAGGGUGAUGGGGACCUACGGUUACUGUGCCCCGGAAUAUGCUAUGACGGGGCAAUUGACUGUGAAGUCGGACGUUUACAGCUUCGGAGUCGUCUUUUUAGAAAUCAUCACGGGGCGUAAAGCCAUCGACAGCACCAGACCUCAGGGCGAACAGAACCUCGUUGCUUGGGUGCGCCCUUUUUUCAACGACCGUAAGAGGUACGUGAAGUUGGCAGAUCCGAGGCUGCAAGGGAAAUUCCCGAUCCGCGGGCUUUAUCAAGCCCUGGCCGUGGCGUCCAUGUGCACCCAGGAACAGGCUGCUGCUCGUCCCUUGAUCGGUGACGUGGUGACUGCCCUUUCUUACCUGGCAAAUCACUCGUACGAUCCUAGUCAUAGCAACAAAGACGAACGAGGCGGGAAGCUGCUUAGGAACGAGGAGGGUGCUGGGUCCGGAAGGAAGUGGGACGUGGAGGGAGGGUCCGAGAGGGACGAUUCUCCGAGGGAGACGGCGAAAAUGUUGAACCGGGACCUCGAGAGGGAACGAGCCGUUGCAGAGGCGAAAAUGUGGGGCGAGAACUGGAGAGAAAAGAGGCGCCAAAGCGCUCAAGGUGGUAGUUUCGACGCGAACAACGGCUAGUUCUUCGUCUUCGGCUUCGUCGUCGCCUUCUUGGCCGAUGUGUUGGACACCUUCAUAGUGGUUUAGAGAUCUUCUCCAUUGAUACACCAUCUAUGAAAAGAGUGUAAAUUUUCGAUAAUUCAUGUCUCAUGCCACUAUUUUUGCUUCUCUCUUCGGACUUUGGAUUUUGGAUUUUGCAAAAAAGAUAAUAAUUAAAAAUUUAGUGUUUGUGGAUAA
This is a messenger RNA of Salvia splendens (bonfire salvia), 1986 nucleotides long. Its product is annotated as serine/threonine-protein kinase PBS1-like. The coding region runs from base 418 to 1770 and encodes 450 amino acids. Lineage: Eukaryota; Viridiplantae; Streptophyta; Magnoliopsida; Lamiales; Lamiaceae. Gene Ontology annotation, molecular function: ATP binding; protein kinase activity. Gene Ontology annotation, biological process: protein phosphorylation. The transcript is spliced from 5 exons. The record is from RefSeq and is a predicted model, not a curated record.